Taeniopygia guttata (zebra finch) is the source of this 9695-nucleotide messenger RNA. RefSeq names its product polypeptide N-acetylgalactosaminyltransferase 7 (gene GALNT7). Gene Ontology annotation, molecular function: polypeptide N-acetylgalactosaminyltransferase activity. Gene Ontology annotation, biological process: protein O-linked glycosylation. NCBI's taxonomy places the organism in Eukaryota, Metazoa, Chordata, Aves, Passeriformes, Estrildidae. The record is from RefSeq and is a predicted model, not a curated record. Gene Ontology annotation, cellular component: Golgi apparatus.
AUAUAUAUAUUACUUUUUAAAUGGCAAAACCAUGCUCAGAAUCAUUCCAUUUCUUCCCAUACUUAAAUGAAACGCCCACAUAACAGACCAUCCCAUCCACUAUUUUAAUGAGAUCUAAAUCUGUCAAGGAUUGUCAACACUCAUCAGUGUGGAUAUUUUUAGGACUUGUAGGUGCAAAAGAACUUAAUUUUUUCUAGACAAAAGCAGUAUUAAUAAUACAACAUAGUUCAUAAACAUUGACUGGUACUCAUUAUCAGAAAGGGCAGCUGGAAAAAAAAAUCAUUUUACAUUCCAAUCUUCAGGACAUUGGUAGACUCCAGAGCAGUACAAUAAAUAAUGAGCUUGCUUACUGCUGUUGUGUGGGAAAAGAGAAGAGGAGCUGGAGGUGAUACUGCAGGAAUAAAACAGACUAAGUAGGCAUGACAGGAGUAUGGGGGCUAAAUGUAAUGACAGGAACUUCAUAACACAUUCUUCAUAAAAGUGACAGGAAAAGCAAAGGAGGUGAACAGCACUCUGCCAAAAGCAUCUAUUCAAAUGCUGAAAUAACGAAGGAUAAUUUUUGGUAGGACAUGCAUGGCUAAACUGCUGGCUUUAAAAAUGAAGGAUAAUUGAGAAUUCCAGGAAGAAUGGUACUAAAGACUGGAGAUCAUGAGCACAAAACAGUGAAGAUUAAGCAAUCAUAGUCUAAGUUGCAAAAGCAUAUAUUAAGUACUCCCUAGAGGCACUUGUUUGAUUAAAGUACUUUUAAAACUAUCUCAGAAAUUUGGAAGAAUUUAAAAUCCUUUACUUCAGUACAUUUUUGUCAGCUCUGAGAUUAAAUAUACACACACUGUAAAUAUUUAGGGCAUAACUUUAUAUUCAUCAUAAUGUACACCAAACUGUAGCCUUUGGAUUAUUCCUAGCAGUGACCACCUCAUUAAUCCAGAAUCUCUCUUCAAAUCCUUCAGUGCUGCAGGUGGUGUCAGAAGGGAGCAUGAGCUUAAAAUAGAGUAAGGGAGAUCUGGUCAGGCAUCUUCAGCCACACAUUGAGUUCCUACCUUCUCAGAUGAAAACUAGGGAAGGUGUGUCUUGGAUUCCACCAGGACACACCAGGACUCCGAUAUGCAGUACUAAUAAAUCUGCUGUAGGGCUAAGACACUGCGCAAGCUCUCUGUAAGUGUCAAUGGCCAGCUCACCUUAGAUCCAAAGGAACAGUGUAGAAAACAGCAAAGGCUUUGCUCAGAGAUGACCAUCUAAAUGCAAGGUCAGGAUGGGAAAAGAGAUUACAUGGAGCUGGAAGGUUUCACUAGAGCAAAGGCGUUGCUUGUGUUUAGAGUAUUCUGUUUAGGAAGGGAAGUUACUUUCUGCCAGCUGGCAUUUUCCAACACUUUCUUUAAUCAAAGCAUGACCAGGUUUGCUGUUACAUGAAGCCUAGAGUAUAUCAUGCAGGGAAAUACUGCACUUGAUGAAGUGCUGGUAGUUAUAUCUGGAAACAUCUAAAGAAAGUGUAACUGUUUGAGGUCUAGAAUCCAUUUGUCACGGUUUAACCCCAGCUGGCAGCUAAGCACCACUACACCUCACACACUCACCCCCAGCAGGAUGUGGGCGAGAACUGGAAGGGCAAAAGUAGGAAAAGUUUUGGGUUGAAAAAAAGAUAUUUAAAUAAGUAAAGGAAAAGUCAUGCACACAAGCAAAGCAAAAGAAGAAACUCAUUCACUCCUUCCCAUAGGCAGGUGCGGGUUCAGCCAUCCCCAAGAAAUCUGGGCUUUAUCACACCUAAUGAUGACUUGGGAAGACAAACAACAUCACUGCAAAUGUCCCCCUCCCUUCCUUCUUCUUCCCUCACUUUAUAUACUGAGCAUGGUGCCCUAUGGUCUGAAAUAUCCCUUUGGUCAGUGGGGGACAGCUGUCCCAGCUGUGUCCUCUCCCAAUUCCUCAUGUACCCCCAGCCUCCUGUCUGGCAGGACGGGGUGAGGAACACAAAAGGCCUUGAUUCUGGGCAAGCCCUGUGCAGCAACAACCAAAACAUCCUGGUGUUAUCCUUUCCAGCACAAAACCAAAAAGUCCCAUACCAACUACUCUGAAGAUAAACUCCACCCCAGCCAAAACCAGCACACCAUUGCUAAUUUCAAAGAUUUAAUUUCAAACCUAUUUACAUGACAAAAAAAAAAUAGUUGUGUUUGUGCUCUCUGCACUAAGUAGAAGGAAAAUUUGGUCUCUGAAGUGCAGAUUUUACAAAGAUUGUCUAUGUGUUGAUAGAAGACAACUCUCAAAUGAGCAAAAUGUGAGGUUUUAUGUAGAGUGAAGCCUUCAUAGCAGCUUGUUGUACUAUGGAACUUCGUAACACAUGAUUUUCACCUUGAGAGGUACAAAAGUCUGUAGGAAUUUCCUUGCAGACAUUGUGUUCUGAACAAGCAGAGUAGUUUUUUGUGGCCAGAUAUUCAGGACAAGAGUUAAGGGGUAGAUCCACAUCCAGAUACUUCUCCUGUGUGAGCAACUGCAUGAGGUUUUGACACUGGUUAGUGACCCUGCUCCCAACACCAUCCCCCAAAUCCCCAGCAAUAAGGCAACUGCAUGGCUUAGGGGAUUGGUAAUCGGAUACCUCACCUCCAGGUCAUCCUAGGUCUCUGGUUCAAGAGCAGCAAGGCUUUGUAAUGACUUAAAUGCCAUUGCAUAUUUAUUUGGAGUCAUACAUGGAGAAGUGAACAUAUGAUUUCUAUGUGAAAAGCAGUAGGUGUCCACAUACAGAUACAAACAUUUUGACAGUUGCCAGCCUGUUUGAAACAUUUGAAUUACUAAAUAUCAGUCUAACAGAGAUUUGAAUAAUUCCCUAAUAACAGAUUUGUGUUUGGCUUUAAUACUGUCUUUAUAGUAAAAGCAUCAUGGUUUAUCUUUAUUUAUAUAUUAUGUACUUAUUUUACUUUUAUAUAUACUUAUGUUUUUAUAUAUACAUUUAUAUUUACUUACAUUUUGUCACUAAGUGGGACUAAAGCUUAUGUUUAACCCUCCAUCUUUUUCUCUCCAGGUUGUAAAAGACUUUGAAAAGGGGUUUUGAAUAGUACUGGAGGCAAUCCAAAGCCAAAUUUAAUUUGAAUUUUCUGUCUUAGCUGAUACAAAUUCAACAAGAGUGAAAAUAUAUUCUAUAGGUCUUCUUAGGCACUUUACUACAUAGAAGGAACUGUAAGUGCUUCUUAACGGUAAGAAUUACAGUUCUUAAUUCUUAACGGUAAGAAUUUGAAACUUCAGCACAUCUUUAACAAGGAUACAAUUGAAAUAAAACACUUCCAAGGUCAGUAUUAACCUAAUACUUCUGGAGUCAGACUGCAUGGCCUGAGCGUGAGAAGAAAAAAAAGGUAGAUGAUGCUUGCUGUUGAGGAAUCAGGGCAGGAAGCUAUAAUGGUCAAAGAGAAGCAUGACGCCUUCUCCAAUCUGCUGUCAUUGGUGGCCCCGGCAAAGAGGGGCUGGCUGGCAUGAACACCCUGUCCAUUGGCCCGUACUGCCUCCCAGUGGGCAUCAGCUACUUCUCUUUCUGGAUAAAACCAAAGCAGGGGGUUUAAAAUUCCUGGUACAGAAGCCAUUGUCCUCGGAUAGCUAAUGGGGGAGUUCACUGACAGCGAGACUUCAGGUAUGUAAAACCAAAACAACAAAGCUCUUCAUCAUCUUCCAAGGGUGUAGCUCUCUGUGAAAUCACAGAUGCUUGGCUUAUCUUUGCCUAUGGCUUCAAUGUAGAAUAUACACUUCCAUCUGAAAAAAAAAAAAAAAAGAAAAAAAUCUGGUUUCGGCAGGCAGCCUUACAAAUUUGAUUUAUUAUCCUAUCAAGUUGCUCUGUCCCCACCACUCUCAGCUCUGAGGAGCAGCAGCAGAGCAGUAGCACAUCUCAUGGCUGUAUCCUCCAUGCAGUGCUAAAACUAACUUUAUUUUUCUUCUUGCUUUCUUGAGUGUGCUGAGAGCAACAGCACAGGGCAUUAAAAAGGGAUGCCAAAAAUGAAGAAUGAAACAACAUGAGAAAAGAGCAUUGUUUGCUGCAGUAAGGUCUCCACUGAAGACUGCAGGAAAAGUUGGGGAGAUGCUUCUAUACUUCUUUGACAGCCUACCAACCUUCCCAGUUUACAGCCCAACUUGCCUUUUCCUUCUUGGCUCAGCAAGCCAGGGGAUCUCUUCAGACCUGGGCACCUCAACUCUAUGUGUUUCCCAUCCAAAAAAAUCCUAAAAGUCCCUCCCAGCACUAUGCAGAUGUUGCUAUCUACCUGAAAACAGUCACCUAAAUUUUUGUGUUGGGAUAUACGUGUGGCUGCUGCAGCUGCAGACAGGGAGAGGGCUUUGAGGAAAACAGUUCUGUGCUCCUGUGGAAGUCACAGGACUGUGCAAACACUUGUAAGUAUUAGAGCUGUUGCUCAUGCCUUAAACACUGCAUUUGUCUAUGUCUCAUACCUUGACCUUACAGAAUAGAGAAGGGAAAAAAAAAAAAAAACCAAACACACACAGUGCUAUAGCACAAGUUAUAUGAACAAAUACUUCUGUGGCUAGGUGUGUCGAAUUACAAAGAUCACUUAGGUGUGGGCAGUUCUUUCCUCCAGAGUUAUCCUGUUCAAGGUGUAAUAUCCUGUUUUGUUUCUGCAGUCCUUAUCAUUGAAAGUUCAAGAUCCAUGGAUCCGAUACCCUCCCGGUGCACAUAAGAAAUAGAAUGGAAAAACAUCGGAGCAAGGGCAUAGUAUUGAAUACAGUGAAAAAAAAAAAAAAAACAAAAAUAGUAUUACAUUAGAAGUACUCUGUUUUUGCAUCACUCUGGUUUUUGGAGAGCUUACAUUACCAGGUUUCUGUGCGUGUGUACGUGCACGUGUGGCAUUCCUUCAAAGCAGGAAAUAGGAUGCCUAACUUUUAGUGCAGAAAAUUAGUAACAAAAUAACACACAAGGUGUGGGGCUGAUAGCAUCUCUGUAAUCUUGUACUUAAUCUGCUAUCCCCAAGAAAAAUCUGUUGACUUUCCAGGUCUACUCUGCCCAGGCUGCACACAACAAUUAAUGGGCCUGCGUUACCGUACGCAGCUCCUGAAGUUAAACGUUUGCACCUUAAUUUUUACAAAUCGGUGCCCAAGCAACGCUGCCCACCCAACCGGGAAAGCCGAAACGCCACCCGAGGUGUCCCAGGGCUCCCCCGUUUCCCGGAGGGCGGCAGGGCGGCUGGCCGCAGCCGCGGUCCGGGCGGGAGCAGGUGCACACGGGAGCGCACGCCAGGCGCCGAGCCGGGGCGGGGGCAGGAGCCGGAGCGAGCGGCGGCCCGGGGCGAGGCGCUCCCGCCCCGGUGCGGGGCGGCCACGUGGAACCGCGCGGCUCCCGCGGCAGCCACUUCCUGCUCCGCAUCACCCCGGCCGCUGCGCCCGGCGGGGAGACGAGCGCGCAGCCCGCAGCCUACCGGGGCGGCGCGGGGGAGGGAGAAAAAAGGAGGGGGAAGGAAGAAAAAAAAAAGUUUGUACGUGCGGCGGCGAGAGGACAGCCUCCGCAGGCGGGCGGCUGCCGGAGAGCAGCGGCGGCCGGGGGAGGCGGGGGAGCGGCGGCGGGGCCGUGCCGCGCGGUGCCGCGGGGGACGGAAGGCGGCCGGUGCGCGGGGCCGGGCGCUGCGUGCGCGGCGGCGGGAGGCAGAGGGCGGGCGGGAGGAUGCGGCUGAAGCUGGGCUUCCUGCUGCGCGCCGUGCUGCUGGCGGGCAGCUUCUUGGGGCUGCUGCUGCUCUGGUCCUCGCUGUCGCCCCGCGCCGAGGAGCCGGAUCUCCCGGGACGAACGCGGGAUGACAAAGAAGCCAACAGACCCCUGCCAAACAAAGGAGACCAUGGACUAGGAAAUGAGAAAUUCAAACCUGUGGUACCUUGGCCUCAUGUUGAAGGUGUGGAAGUGGACUUGGAAUCCAUUCGAAGGAAAAAUAAGGCCAAAAAUGAACUAAAUCAGCAUGGUGUUGAUAACAAGCAGCAAAACAUCCUCCAGAGGCAGUAUCUCACAUUUAAACCUCAGACAUUUGUAUACCCAGAUCCUGUGUUACGACCUGGAGUCCUUGGUAAUUUUGAACCCAAAGAGCCUGAGCCUCAUGGAGUUGUUGGUGGCCCUGGAGAGGAGGCGAAGCCAUAUGUUUUAGGACCAGAUUACAAAGAAUCCGUUCAAGCCAGCAUUAAAGAGUUUGGGUUUAAUAUGGUGGCAAGUGACAUGAUCUCGCUAGACCGGAGCGUUAAUGACUUGCGUCAAGAAGAAUGCAAAUACUGGCAUUAUGAUGACAACCUGCUCACCUCCAGCGUUGUCAUCGUCUUCCAUAAUGAAGGGUGGUCCACGCUCAUGAGAACAGUCCACAGUGUCAUCAAAAGAACACCAAGAAAAUACUUGGCAGAAAUUGUUCUGAUUGAUGAUUUUAGCAACAAAGCACACUUACAGGAGAGGCUGGAUGACUACAUAAAGCAGUGGAAUGGCCUUGUAAAGGUAUUUCGAAAUGAGAGGAGAGAAGGCUUGAUCCAAGCUAGAAGCAUUGGAGCCCAGAAGGCUAAACUUGGACAGGUUUUGGUUUACCUUGAUGCCCAUUGUGAGGUGGGAAUUAAUUGGUAUGCACCACUUAUAGCUCCUAUAUCUAAGGACAGAACCACAUGCACGGUGCCGCUUAUAGAUGUCAUAGAUGGCAACACUUUUAAGAUUGUGCCGCAAGGGGGUGGUGACGAAGAUGGGUUUGCUAGAGGAGCGUGGGAUUGGAGUAUGCUAUGGAAGAGGGUUCCCUUGACCAAGAGAGAGAAGGAAAGCAGAAAGACAAAAACUGAACCGUAUCGAUCCCCUGCAAUGGCUGGUGGAUUGUUUGCCAUUGAACGUGACUUCUUCUUUGAACUGGGUCUCUAUGAUCCAGGGCUUCAAAUCUGGGGUGGUGAAAAUUUUGAAAUUUCUUACAAGAUCUGGCAGUGUGGGGGGAAACUGCUGUUUGUUCCCUGUUCUCGUGUUGGACACAUCUAUCGUCUCCAGGGCUGGCAAGGAAAUCCACCCCCUGUGUACGUUGGGUCUUCUCCUACACUAAAGAACUAUGUCAGAGUUGUAGAAGUGUGGUGGGACGAAUACAAAGAUUAUUUCUAUGCCAGCCGGCCGGAGACAAAAGCGCUACCCUAUGGAGAUAUAUCUGAGCUGAAAAAAUUCCGUGAAGAUCACAACUGCAAAAGUUUUAAGUGGUUUAUGGAAGAAAUAGCAUAUGAUAUAACUUCAUAUUACCCCUUACCACCCAAAAACGUGGACUGGGGAGAGAUUAGAGGCUUUGAAACUUCUUACUGCAUCGACAGCAUGGGGCACACCAACGGUGGCUUUGUUGAGCUUGGGCCGUGCCACAGAAUGGGAGGAAAUCAGCUUUUCCGAAUCAACGAAGCCAAUCAACUCAUGCAGUACGAUCAGUGCUUAACUAAAGGACCAGAUGGAUCCAAAAUUAUGAUUACACACUGUAAUCAGAAUGAAUUCAAGGAGUGGCAAUUCUUCAAGAAUCUGCACAGAUUUACUCACAUUCCAUCAGGGAAGUGCUUGGAUCGCUCCGAAGUCCUCCAUCAAGUUUUCAUUUCAGAGUGUGACUCCAGUAAAGCAACACAAAAAUGGGAAAUGAACAACAUCCUUAGUGUGUAGACAGACAAAACCUACCUACUGACGCAUUCAUUUGUACAGGACUGAAAAUAGCCUGAAAACUGCUGCAGUUAUUAACUUUGUACAGCUGUGAGCCUCCUGGCUUGGAUGAAGGACAUAGAGGAACUGUGAUUAUUACAAUAACAUUAUCAUCCGCAGUUAAUGUUUACAAAACUGCUUUACCUUAAACUCUGUAGAUGUUUACAUCUUUUUGUUUCAAGAUGUUGGUAAAUUAAUGUGCUGUUAGCUAUGAUUCAUAGGAACAUAGUUAAAAGCAUUGUCGUCUUCUUUGGGAUUACACUCAGGGGUCUGAAGGCAGUUUUUUUACACACACUUGAAAAGGUUGUAGUAAUCAGAUUUUCAUAGAACUUGGUGAUUAUCAACCUGUUGUAUAUUUUUAUUUAAUUUUACAUCUUACUAAGCACUGCCACAGGUUAUUAGCCAGGGUGGCCUUCUCUCACAGUCAUGCUGCUUUUUUGGAAGAUGAAUUUCAACAUAUUUAGUGCCUCUUUCAUUUCUCUCUUUCACAAGGAAAGCAUUUGUUGGAAAUUUACAGUGGGUUGUUCUGAGCUGUCACCAGGGGUAGGGACCAACUGUACCACCCUAUGUAAUUACUGUGCUAAUGAAGACAAAUUUCUAUUGCCAGUUUGGCUGCUCUGCUCCAGCUGAAUGCUUGGUAUGGUGGAAGGAAGACUGUCAAGUUUAGUGCUAAUGUGGUACAAUUUGAUGGAGGUAAGCACCCUCAUGAAUCCAGUUAAGAAUUUAUAAGCACUAAUUUGCUUGUUUAAACCAUGCCUUACAUAAAAAUAAUUUAAAUCAACAACAACAACAAACAAGCUGCACAAUUGUGUAAAACUUGGAAAGAAUCAACUAUUUCAUUUAUACUGCUAUUUUAAAUGGAAAUCACUUAGAGGUGGACUAAAACUUUUAAUUAGGGAAAAAACAUCCAGCUACUUAACACAUCUGCGUAAUUCAUCACAAGGACAUCUGUCAGCCAGUUUGGGUGCCAGAUUUAGAUUCCAAAAGAGAAAUGGAAAUCUUGAAAUGACACUUGUUCAUACUAAUUUUCUUGUUAUUUCUGUCAUUCACAACUUCUCCAGAGGGAUUGCAAACACGAAAAGCCAACUGCUUGGUGCUAUAGUGUACAGAGUAGAAUGUGAAGAAGUUGUUUCUAAAAAUGUUCUGGAAAGGAGUUGAUGGAAACUCCUUUAGGAAUAUAAAUAUUCACUCUGAACGAAUAGAGAAGUGGAUAGGAAAUGACUUAUCCUCACUUCCUUUCUCUAGAUUUUGUAACUUAAAUGUUGACAUCAGUGUACUGAUUCCAUAACUGUUAUCCCUGUAACGUGUCACACAAUUAAGUACGACUAAAUACUUCCCUGAAGUCUAGACUAGCAUUGCAUGCAGUUUCCAUUGAUGUUAACAAGGGUUAUGUAUCAUAUUUGGUGACAGAGUUGGAUCUUUAUAGGGCUGUCAGCACUGAUCUAUUUGGGAUCUUUCCUAGUUUCUUUAAACUUCUCAUCUAUCCUUAAAAGCUAUGGAAAAUAGAAAAUAAAGAAGGGAGAAACUGGGAAGAAAAAUGAAAAGAAGGUUUUGUGCUGGUACUUGUUCCUCGUGUGUGUGAAAACUGACUCCAUUUGUGUGUUGGGUAGAUUAAUUUAAUCAUACAACUAUGCAUAAGAGAAAGAAUGGUGGCACAUAAAUUGUGCGGGUGUGCAUUUUAAAUGGGUAUUAUGUGCAAUUCAUUGAAAGCUGAUGCUGUAUGUGAGUAUGAAUCUGUAUGUGAGACUGAAACCUUACAAAACAUGAGAUCAUAAGAAACUGUUGCUGUAAUGAGUUUUUCCUACUAUAGCUGGCUUGGAAAAAAAUAAUUCCCAUAUUCUUGCUUUGUAAGUUGAUGAUAAUAUCACUAUGCAUUUCUACAUAUUUUAUAAAUUUGAUUUAUGCAGAUUUUGAUACACUGUAUGUUUCUGUAGAAAUUGUAUAAAUCUUUAAAAAAUUUAUUAGGGAAAAAUCUGGGAAACCUAUGUAUAUCUUACCCAUGGGUUGCUUGUUUUUUAGGUGAAGUAAAUAAAAUAUUUGAAUUUUUUGUUUUACUAUA